AAUUUUGCCUCCAGCUGCAGCUCCAGGCUCUUCUCGGCUCAGGAGCAGCUGCUUCAAUGCCCCAGAGCGGCCAUGGGCGCCCCGCACUGGUGGGACCAGCUGCGAGCUGGCAGCUCGGAGGUGGACUGGUGCGAGGACAACUACACCAUCGUGCCUGCCAUCGCCGAGUUCUACAACACGAUCAGCAACGUCUUGUUUUUCAUUCUACCGCCCAUCUGCAUGUGCUUGUUUCGUCAGUAUGCAACCUGCUUCAACAGUGGCAUCUACUUAAUAUGGACUCUUUUAGUUGUAGUGGGAAUUGGAUCCGUAUACUUCCAUGCAACCCUUAGCUUCCUGGGUCAGAUGCUUGAUGAACUUGCCAUCCUCUGGGUCCUGAUGUGUGCUCUGGCCAUGUGGUUCCCCAGAAGGUAUCUGCCAAAGAUCUUUCGGAACGACAGGGGCAGGUUCAAGGCGGUGGUCUGUGUCCUGUCUGCAGUUACAACAUGCCUGGCGUUUGUCAAGCCUGCCAUCAACAACAUCUCUCUGAUGACCCUGGGGGUUCCUUGCACUGUGUUGCUCAUCGCAGAGCUGAAGAGGUGUGACAACGUGCGUGUGUUUAAGCUGGGCCUCUUCUCGGGCCUCUGGUGGACCCUCGCACUCUUCUGUUGGAUCAGUGACAAAGCCUUCUGUGAGCUGUUGUCUUCCUUCCACUUUCCCUACCUGCACUGCGUGUGGCACGUCCUCAUCUGCCUCGCCGCCUACCUGGGCUGCGUGUGCUUCGCCUACUUCGAUGCCGCCUCGGAGAUCCCUGAGCAAGGCCCUGUCAUCAGGUUCUGGCCCAGCGAGAAAUGGGCCUUCAUCGGCAUCCCCUAUGUGUCCCUCCUGUGCGCCAGCAAGAAAUCGCCAGUCAAGAUCACGUGACGGCGGCGCGGGCUGGCUCCCCCGCCUCGCCUUACACGUGCGCAGGGUUGGAAGAGUUGCCAUGGGGUCUGUCUUUUAAAAAGUCUGUACCUUUGGACUCUGUGUCUGCGGACCGCCAAGAUCCCGCUGUGCAUGGGGACAAGUGAGCGUCUUUCCCUUCCCCAUACAGAGAUGGAAAGUGAAGGGCUUAGGGAGGCCAGGUGUAUCUUUCCCAGUGUCACUUCCACAUGCAGUGGCUCCUCUGUGGCCGUGGCAGAGCAGUCCCUUGGACCCCGCACUGCCGGGUGCUUCUCCUCUUGGAGAAAGUGGGUCUGCUCCAUCCCCGCCCUUCUGGGGCACUCUUGGAGUGGACUCCGCUGUUGACAUACACAGCCCCUGACAGACGAGUCCCUCUGACUCUGAUGGAAGAUGCCAGAACUUUUUAUUUGGGGGAACUGUCCUUCAACAAAACCAAACGAAACGCACACAGGGCUUGUGGCCAAGGAGGCUAGUUUUUCCCUCGCGGCUCUCAGCUGACCGGUUUUACCUGCAUUUGUGAAUCCUUUUCCUCCUCCUACCUCUGCUGAAAGAUGGAGACUUAACUUCAGGUGAGGGCGAAGCUAACGAGUAAAACCCUCUAUGCCAAAAGCUGUACUCCACUUUAAGCCAUUCUUGAAGAUGAGCACAAACUUUAAAUGUUGACAUCUUUUCUGCCUCCCCCUCCCGCCCCAGUAGCCUCAGAUACAGUGAGAACAGUAGCCGUGGUGUGACAUUCCCAUGACCCACCCCCCUUCCGAUUUGACCUCUGUGAGAUUACCAAAGGGCUCCUUACAGCUGGGCUGGGGGUUCUCGAUCAAAAUUUGGGAGCAAAUAUGAUGUUUUUUGCAGUGUUUUCUCAUUGGAAGCCUGCAGUAUGCUAUACUAUUCUGGAAAUUACCUUCAAGAAUCUCACCUCUUACUGCUCCAGUAUUUCCUGUGGGAUUCACCCCCACACUCACAGUACAAGGUGCUGCCUGUGGUUCCUCGCACUAUUUGACGGCUCACUUUUCUCAAGUGCUGGCAAGAACUACGCACUAAUCUCUUCUUCACUGGGCUGAAUGGAAGACCCCAAAACUCUUCUAGGUGUGCGGUGGGAAUCACUGACCUCAGGGAUACUCAUUCUAACUCAGGCAUCUCCGGCUUGGUAACAUGCCAUUGUUGGGAGGGGGCAGGAAUGAUUUGUCCUUCUUGUGUGGAUAGGAGUCAUGUCACUGUCCUAAAGUCUCGAGGAGCUGGGAAACAGCAGUUUUUGGCAUGUUCAGGAACUCUUACUCUGGUGAGAAUUUGCACAAGAUCCAUAGUGAAAAAGCCCGAUAACCAACUGAAUUUAGGGUUUAAAAUGAAUGACUUUGUUCUAUUUUUGUGGUUUUCAAAUUAUUUUAGCAGCCGAACCCCAUUUGUAGUAAGAA
Cynocephalus volans (Philippine flying lemur) is the source of this 2327-nucleotide messenger RNA. It is a transcript of the gene ACER2, whose product is annotated as alkaline ceramidase 2. The record is from RefSeq and is a predicted model, not a curated record. The transcript has 6 exons. Gene Ontology annotation, biological process: sphingosine biosynthetic process; ceramide catabolic process. Gene Ontology annotation, cellular component: Golgi membrane. The coding region runs from base 73 to 900 and encodes 275 amino acids. Lineage: Eukaryota; Metazoa; Chordata; Mammalia; Dermoptera; Cynocephalidae.